AUGGCGAGCACCAAGCAGUCCCCGCACAAAGCCACCACCUGGCAGGACACCAGGAAUCCCCUUGCCACCAAAGCCGCCCGCAAGAGGGCACCGCCUAAAGGAGGGAUCAAGAAGCCUCACCGCUACAGGCCUGGCACCCCGGCGCUGCGCAAAAUCAGAAAGUACCAGAGGUCCACUCAGUUGUUCCUGCCCAAGCUGCCUUUCCAGUGCCUGGUGUGCGAGAUUGCCCAGGCCAUCAGCCCGGACCUGCGCUUCCAGAGUGCGGCCAUUGGCUCCCUACAGGAGGCCAGCGAGACCAACCUGGUGCGCCUCUUUAAAAACGCCAACCUGUGUGCCAUCCAUGCCUGGCGUGUCAUAAUCAUGCCCAGAGACAUGCAGCUGGCCGCCGCCUCCGCACAGAGGGUGCUUAAGAGCCCACGCUCCUAG
Messenger RNA from Gorilla gorilla gorilla (western lowland gorilla), 426 nucleotides. Its product is annotated as histone H3.Y-like. The coding region runs from base 1 to 426 and encodes 141 amino acids. The record is from RefSeq and is a predicted model, not a curated record. Lineage: Eukaryota; Metazoa; Chordata; Mammalia; Primates; Hominidae. Gene Ontology annotation, molecular function: structural constituent of chromatin; DNA binding; protein heterodimerization activity. Gene Ontology annotation, cellular component: nucleosome. The transcript has a single exon.